AUGAGAUUUAUUGUAAUAGCUUUUUUACUUUUGAUUCAAGUUAAUACUUAGGAUUCAUAGCCUGAUGGAUUUAUUAAUAUUAGCACAUCUUGCAUCAUUAAAAUGGAAAACAAAACUCCUUGCUAAAAUUAUGAUAACAGAUGCAAUAAUGCAUUAAAUGAAGCUGAACUCUGUAUGAGAAAAUGCUUUUAAUUCUAUAAAAAUAAUGAAGUGUAUAGUUGUAUAAGACUUUCUUGUAAAUCUGCUAAUAAAAAUGUUUAAUAACUUAUUGAUUUUUCCUUAUUGUGCCUAAAUGCUACUAAAAUAUUCAUCGCUUUUGAAAUUUUUGCUCUUCUAAUUUUAUUUAUAUAUUGA
This is a messenger RNA of Tetrahymena thermophila SB210, 354 nucleotides long. RefSeq names its product transmembrane protein, putative. Lineage: Eukaryota; Ciliophora; Oligohymenophorea; Hymenostomatida; Tetrahymenidae. The transcript has a single exon. The record is from RefSeq and is a predicted model, not a curated record.